GUGAGCGCAUGCACGCAGGGGGGGGGGACCUUGUUGUCUGUCUUUGCGCGCUUUGCGAAGCGCGCAUCGGGCUCUCCUCUCUCCAACCGCGCCUGCAGAAUUCAUCCCUCCCUCCCUGUUUCGCUCUCUCUCUCUCUCGCUAUCCCUCUCUCACAGAAGGUGUUUUAACUUUACGACGGCGACAACAUUUCAGCCUCAAGGUAAACGCUUUUAUUGGGAAAGGAGACCUUGUAGGAGGAGAGGGAGACAACGAGACUGUGACGGCGGCGUUUCGCCGAGCGGAGCCCUGUUCAGCCCGAUAUGAUUGACUAUUUCUUGAAAUGAGAAAGUCUUAGAAAGGUCUUUUUUUUUUUUCCUGGGCGACACCGUCAGCAUCACAGCCACAAUGUACAAGCGGAAACAAGCGAGUGUUUGCAUCCUCCAAACAAUAUUUGGAUUGUCAAGAACUCAAAGAUCUGAGAGUGCUGAAUGCUGAAUGUCAUUAGCGCCUUCACUGAAAUCCGUGCACGCCAUUGAGGAGCACAUCCCGUCUUAUUUUACCUGUCACUUUCCCAUCUCUUUGCAAGAGCUAGCAUCACUAAGAAGCUCCCCCUGCAUACAUUUUGACCCCUGGUGCUAUGGAGAAUCUCAGUGAGCUCCAGAACCCAUUGUUGGACAAAAACAGUAAGCACAUGGUCAACGGUUAUGGGGGUGACUUCCCUAAUAACCAGUACCAGGAAAACAUUAUUAAUUACUUUGCCGGUGGAGGAGAGGGAGGAGGAGGGAAGGUGAAUAACGGCAACGUAGUGAGCGGGAGUAGUUACAAUACCAACGGGAAGAUGAAAUCUCAGCAGCUUUUGGACGCCACCUCACUGCAUCUGGCGGUAGAGGCAUUCUACAGGCCCAACUUCAUCCUGUACAAGGAGGACAGUGGCAGCAUUAAGGCUAAGGAAUAUAAAAGCGAGUGCUGUGAGACCACAUUCACAGAGAAGAAAGCAAAGGAGGCAUCCAACACAGCGGGGGCGGACACGCCUGGCACCGAGGAUCCCCAGGCGAAGCUGCUGGAGGAUGGCGAACACAUCAAGAUCCAAACCGUUUCCUAUGAGGUUGAGGAGGAGGAGUAUGUGGAGUAUGAGACGGACUGCUCCAGCGACAGCGAGAGCGAGGACAACUUCAUAGUCGUCCCACCACGAGACCACCUGGGCCUGGCCAUCUUCUCCAUGCUCUGCUGUUUCUGGCCUCUGGGGAUCGCAGCAUUUUACUUUUCACAAGGGACCACCAAGGCAGUGAACAAAGGUGACUUUCCACUGGCCAACAUCGCCUCCAGACGGGCUUUGUUCCUCGCUGCGCUCUCCAUCACCAUAGGCACCGGUGUGUAUGUGGGGGUGGUGGUAGCUCUCAUCGCCUACCUUUCUAAACCAGGACACAUAUAGCAGCUGCAGCAGACCUCCCAGGAGCUCAGGAAAAGAACAACCCCCCACUCCCCACCCCCCUCCCAUGGGAAGGGCAUUGCUCCUGCACACUACGAGGAAAUGUUUUUUGGUUUUGGGGAUGCACAGUUUUUCCCUCCGCCUUCCUUUCUUUCCAGCUUUCUCUCCCUACAGGCCUCUGGCAGCCACGGUUAGCUACAGUGACUAGAGAGAGGUCAAGCUGGAGGGUGAGAAGAAGGGGAAUUGGUGAUAGACAAAGUGUUUCUUUUGUUGAGACAGUGAGAGGGUUUGAGGAAUCGAAGUAUUCCAUGUUGGAGUUCAGUUUGCAUUCCAUUGACUUAAACCCCUGUUGGCUUCAUCCUCUUUUUCCUGGUUUUAACUUCCAAGACACAUCAAGGAGAAGAGACUGAAGCUGCACACUUAAGCAAUUAUUAAAGAGAAGAGGUAUAGGUGGGUUAGAAAUCAACAGAAAAUCACUCUUAACCCAACUCUAUUUGAGCUGCAGAUAAAAUAAGAGCCUCUCCGUGGAGUCCCGUCUCAUGUCAUGUGACUUAAGCUGCCAUCAUCGACUCAAAAACACCAAGGAUGCAUUCGUCUCUGGGCUCGCUGUCUCACAGUAGACGACCACACUCGCAUUUUCUGAAAUGUAAAUGCGCUGUAUUUAUAUAGCGCUUUUCCAGUCUUAACAACUGCUCAAAGCGCUUUUACAUCUACAGGAAACAUUCACCAUUCACACACAUUCAUACACUGUGGCCGGGGCUGCCGUACAAGGUGCCACCUGCUCAUCAGAUAAAUAUUCAUACAUUCACACUCCGAUGCGCAGCACCGGGAGCAACUCGGGGUUCAGUGUCUUGCCCAAGGACACUUCGACAAUGACUGCAGGGGCAGGGAUCGAACCACCAACCUUCCGAUUGGCAGGCAACCGCUCUACCACUGAGCCACAGCCGCCCGAAAUCACGAAAGAAAAACUUUAGAAAAGAAAAUACAGAACUGCUAAUUAUAAUUUCAAGAAGAAUGAAGCUCUCAGAGGAAAGGAAAAAAAAAAGAUCAGACACAAUCAGACGCUGUUUCUGACUCAUUGAACAAUAUGCUCUGGCAUGAAUUACAAGAAUCUCAAUGGAGCCCCAGGCCUGUAUUUCUACCUCUGAGGUGUCCAUCCAUCAAAGACAGGCUCUGAAAGCUAACAAAAUCUGUUUGUGCCAGAUAUGGUUUGCCUACGUACACGCAAAUGUGCUUUGUUUUUAUGUAGUCUUUUUUGUGUUCACUGCUGCCUAAAGGCACCUUGACUAAUCUCGCUUUAAGGAAUGUUCAUUUAUAGACUGAAGUAAAGCACAUGCGAGGUGGCCAGAUGGUCAGAAUUUCAGUGGGAGGGCACCUGGGUAGCUCACCUGGUAGAGAGCGUUGCCCAUAUAUAGAGGCUUACUCCUCCACGCAGCGGCCGCAAGUUCGACUCCGACUUGCGGCCCUUUGCUGCCCAAUGUGUCAAACGACAUACGCCGCAUGUUGUUCAACACAUCUCUCCCCCUUCAUUUCUCCAGCUGUCCUAUACAAAUAAAAGCCUAAAAUGCCCAAAAAAGUCUUAAAAAAAAAAAAGGAAAAGGGUGCACAGUGUCACCCCAAAAACACUGCAUCUGGUGAGGCAAUAGGAAAUGAAACAGCCAUUCACAAUGGGCGAUAGAGUUAUAAAUCAGGUAGGUAAUAUCAUUAAAAGGCAGACCUUACAUGUCCUCCAGGGCUGCGCAUAUAAACAAAGUGUCGCAAUGUGACAGCUUUGAAUUUAGCCGUGAUCAAUUAUUCUUUGCAUGACUCUAGAUGUAUGCCAGCAGUAUUACUGCUACGCAUGAUUGAUUGGAUUGAGAACUUGUUUUUGUCAGAUAAUAAAAAAAGCUUAACUUAAAACUAAUCAGGCUGUGAAGGGGCUCAUAUUUUGUGCAAUGCUUAAACCCACAUUCCCCAAUUCAGCUGCUAAAACAGAGGACAUGUCACAGUAAUAAUUCAUUGAGACACUUCAAUUUGCUCCUUUGCAAUUUCAAGAUUUUUUACUCAAAGUUGAAUGACAGACAAAUUGUUUGUACGAGGGGGUAAUUACAUCUAUUUUUUUGAUAUUGUAGAUGCAGGCCGAUGCUAGUCCAAGCCUCAAGAGGUGACGUACACUUAGUUUCUCUGCACAGGUACUGCAUUAGUCAUACGUGACAUUAAUGGUGCACAAUUAGCUCCCCGUAAUGGCUUUUUCUGAAGGAAUGUGUACUCUCUGGAGCAUAGCCCUGAAAUAGCACAACCACAUUCAUUUCACUAAUAAGCCAAUUUUGGCGCCGCUGGUUGCGGUCAAAAACUGCAAGUAAACAAUUUAUUUAGACAUCCACGGCUUUGUGAACAUUUUAAAAUAACCAUGUAAGUCGGUUCUGCUGUGCUAAUGAAGAGUGAAUAUUGCGUGCUAAUGAAGAGCGAAUAUUGCUCUUAUUCCCCACCAGGGGACAUUUCCAGAACACUCCUAAGACUUUCCUAUUUGGCUGCCUGUAUGAAUAAACAUCAAGGGACCCAGAUAAUGACAAACUAAAUGCUGAUUGAUUUCUAGGUAUUUGUUUGGGGGCCCUAUGAUUCACCUCAUUGAGUGUCUGGUCAUGUGAAAAGCUGAUCAAUACACCCUUUAUAACCUCUGAGCCCCUCCGACCACACGUUCCAGUGGUAACUCAUGAGCUGCCGAUUCCUUGUCAGCGUACGCACACAUCAUGGCCAUCACUGUAACUAUACUAAAAUACUCUGUACGUCUGCUCUCAUCUCUCCGAGAAAGUUUUAUUGCUGAUAACGAUGAACAUGCUUUUGUGUUUUGUAGCGUGUCAUUCAAAAAGAUGUGUUUUUAUCCGGCUUCUUUGGCGACCUGGCAUUGCGCAAUGUGUUCCAACAGUACGUGGGUUUCAAUGCUGUUGGUAUUUCCUUCUCAUCGUGAUGAGCUAAUGUACACAUCCACGCAACAAAAAUGUGUUGCUCAAUGCCAGGGUGAUAGUGCUCUAUUUGUGUCGUGCUCUUAAGCCGAAUUAAAGAAGAUAACAUUUUUUUAUUAUGUUUUGGGGAUGUUGUUUCCUAUCUUGUGUGAAGGCAACAUGUACAUAGUGCAAAUAAAGACAUGUUCAAAUGUAAUGACAAAUAAAAAAAUCAGAAAGGAAGGAUGUUCUUUCUUAAAAGCAAAA
This is a messenger RNA of Etheostoma spectabile (orangethroat darter), 4597 nucleotides long. It is a transcript of the gene syndig1l, whose product is annotated as synapse differentiation inducing 1-like. The transcript has 4 exons. Bases 618 to 1412 code for a protein of 264 amino acids. Gene Ontology annotation, cellular component: membrane; intracellular membrane-bounded organelle. NCBI's taxonomy places the organism in Eukaryota, Metazoa, Chordata, Actinopteri, Perciformes, Percidae. The record is from RefSeq and is a predicted model, not a curated record.